Messenger RNA from Mustela erminea (ermine), 2234 nucleotides. It is a transcript of the gene UAP1L1, whose product is annotated as UDP-N-acetylglucosamine pyrophosphorylase 1 like 1. The record is from RefSeq and is a predicted model, not a curated record. Gene Ontology annotation, molecular function: UDP-N-acetylglucosamine diphosphorylase activity. The transcript is spliced from 10 exons. Lineage: Eukaryota; Metazoa; Chordata; Mammalia; Carnivora; Mustelidae. The coding region runs from base 71 to 1585 and encodes 504 amino acids. Gene Ontology annotation, biological process: UDP-N-acetylglucosamine biosynthetic process.
GCCCGCUGGGUCCCGUGACGCCCGUAGGAGCGCGCGGGUCACGAGUGCCCGCGCGGCCGGUGGCGGCGACAUGGCCUCGGAGCGGGAGGUGCGCGCCCGGCUGCAGCGCGCGGGCCAGGAACACCUGCUGCGCUUCUGCGCCGAGCUGCCGCCGGGGCCCCGCGCCGCGCUCCUGGCCGAGCUGGGGGCGCUGGAGCCGGAGGCGCUGCGCGAGCACUGCCGGCGCGCCGCUGCGGCCUGCGCGCACCCCCCGGGGCCGCCGCCCGACCUGGCCGCGCGCCUGCGGCCCCUGCCCCCCGAGAGCGUGGGCAGCGCGAGCCGGUGCGACCCGGAGAUGCGGCGACUCUGGGAGGAGGAAGGUUUCCGCCAGAUCUCCCUGAACAAGGUGGCCGUGCUGCUGCUGGCCGGGGGGCAGGGCACCCGCCUGGGCGUGACCUACCCCAAAGGCAUGUACGAGGUGGGGCUGCCGAGCGGGAAGACCCUGUAUCAGCUGCAGGCGGAACGGAUUCGGCGGGUGGAGCAGCUGGCUGGCCAGCGCCACGGGACCCGCUGCAUCGUCCCCUGGUACAUCAUGACCAGUGAGUUCACACUGGGGCCCACGGCCAAGUUCUUCAGGGAGCAUGACUUCUUCCACCUGGAUCCCAGCAACGUGAUCAUGUUUGAGCAGCACAUGCUGCCGGCAGUGACCUUCGACGGCAAGGCCAUCCUGGAGCAGAAAGACAAAGUUGCCAUGGCCCCAGAUGGCAACGGGGGGCUGUACUGUGCCCUGUCAGACCACCAGAUUCUCGAGGACAUGGAGCGUCGGGGAGUGGAGUUCGUGCACGUGUACUGUGUGGACAACAUCCUCGUGCGGCUGGCUGACCCCGUCUUCAUCGGCUUCUGCGUGCUUCGGGGCGCAGACUGCGGGGCGAAGGUGGUGGAAAAGGCGUACCCAGAGGAGCCGGUGGGUGUGGUGUGCCAGGUGGACGGGGUCCCUCAGGUGGUGGAGUACAGCGAGAUCAGCCCCGAGACUGCGCAGCUGCGCGGGCCCGACGGGAGUCUGCUCUACCGCCUGGGCAACAUCUGCAACCACUUCUUCACGCGAGACUUCCUCCGGAUGGUCAGCAGCGAGUUUGAGCCCUUGCUGAAGCCACACGUGGCUGUGAAGAAGGUCCCAUACGUGGAUGAGGAGGGAAAUCCGGUAAAGCCGAUAAAACCGAACGGGAUAAAGAUGGAGAAGUUUGUGUUUGAUGUGUUCCAGUUUGCUAAGAGCUUUGUGGCCUUUGAGGUGUCCCGGGAGGAGGAGUUCUCUCCGCUGAAGAACGCAGCCUCAGCUGCCAGGGACAACCCCGCCACCGCCCGGCGUGCCCUGCUCAUGCAGCAUUACCGCUGGGCCCUGCGGGCAGGGGCCCGCUUCCUGGAUGCUGGCGGGGCCCAGCUCCCGGAACUGCCUAGCCCGCCCGGCAGCAGAGAGCCUCCCGCCAUCUGUGAGAUCUCGCCCUUGGUGUCCUAUUCCGGAGAGGGUCUGGAGCCGUACCUGCAAGGCCGGGAGCUCCGGUCCCCACUCAUCCUGGAUGAGACCCAGACCAGUGUCCUGCAGCCCUGACUCACUCCCAGGACUGCAAACCCCAGGGCCUCAGAGGCUCUGCCGGUCCCCCGCAAACCUCAGAAUUGAAGCGUGUGCCUCAGGGGCCUUCUCUCAGCUGCUCCACAGCCAAGCAAGGGGCCCGGACGGAGGAAGGCCCGCCGGGUCAGGGGUCCUGCCCACAGCUGCAGCUCCUCCCCUCCGCAGCUGAACGGCCCUGCCGCCUCCUUCCUACACCCGCUGGAAACACGACUGCGGAACAGCUCGCUUUGAAGGGCGCGGUUUAUUUUAAAUUCCUUACACCUUUACAAGCCGUUUCCAACGCCGCACGGAGGUGGGCGGGGCCGGGGCAGCCGCCCUGGCGCCCCGGGACUCGCCGCUCACAGGAUCGGGGGGCGCCACCGGACCAGGAACGCGAGGAGGGCCGCGCAGGGCUUUCCCCCGGGGGUGCGUCCCCGUGCCCACUGCGCACCCAGGAGGCAGGACGGGCCCUCCCCACCAUGCUGUCCCUCAGGCCACCUUGAGAGCCUCGAAUCCCGGACCAGCCGUCACGCCACUGACUUCUCCACGGAGGACUGCCGGACUCCCGGGUGCGCCCCGGGCUGGGGGCGGGGAGGAGGGCGCCUUUCCAAUAAACUCAGGACGCGCUGAUGCGUCCCCGGCCCGGCGA